GCCGAGUUGAAGGCGGGGGCGACGCGCGUCUCCCUCACCGGAAGUGACCGCAGAGUCUGUCGAACAGCAGGACUGAACCGGCAGAGGCACCGGGGGGGCAGAGAGAGGAGCCGGCGAACGAUAGAACCAACGGUCUGCGGGAUGAAACUUUGACGAUUGUUAGUCACACGCCUGCUGACACGACUGAACACCACUGAAACUCCUUGAAGUCCAGGGGUCCUGUCGACUACUCCGUUGUGGCCACUGUYGAGAGGGAAAAAGAGCAAGAAAACCAGAGACUCCUGUGGGUCAGCAGAGUGCGGUUAUAGUUGGUGUGAACAGAUUUUUCUAUGUGCGUGACAAUGGGGGACAUCAGUGACCUGGACCGUCAAAUAGAGCAGCUCAGACGCUGUGAACUCAUCAAGGAAAAUGAAGUCAAAGCACUGUGUGCCAAAGCCAGAGAGAUUUUGGUUGAAGAAAGCAAUGUCCAGAGAGUAGACUCUCCUGUCACAGUGUGUGGUGAUAUACACGGUCAGUUCUAUGACCUGAAAGAGCUCUUCAGAGUCGGUGGAGACGUUCCUGAGACAAAUUACCUCUUCAUGGGUGACUUUGUGGACCGRGGCUUCUACAGUGUGGAGACCUUUCUUCUGCUGUUAGCUCUUAAGGUGCGUUAUCCAGACAGAAUAACGUUGAUCCGAGGAAACCACGAGUCUCGUCAGAUCACCCAGGUGUACGGCUUCUAUGACGAGUGUCUGCGCAAAUAUGGCUCCGUCACAGUGUGGAGGUACUGCACAGAGAUAUUUGACUACCUGUCCCUGUCUGCGAUCAUUGAUGGCAAGAUCUUCUGCGUGCACGGUGGUUUGUCUCCUUCCAUCCAGACGUUGGACCAGAUCAGGACCAUUGACCGAAAACAGGAAGUUCCCCACGAUGGACCCAUGUGUGACCUUUUGUGGUCAGACCCUGAAGACACCACAGGGUGGGGGGUGAGUCCCAGAGGUGCAGGCUACUUGUUUGGGAGCGACGUGGUGGCGCAGUUUAACGCUGCCAAUGACAUCCACAUGAUCUGUCGAGCGCACCAGCUGGUGAUGGAAGGCUAUAAGUGGCACUUCAAUGAGACAGUUCUCACUGUGUGGUCAGCCCCCAACUACUGCUACAGGUGUGGUAAUGUGGCGGCCAUCUUGGAGCUGGAUGAGCAUCUACAGCGGGAGUUCAUCAUAUUCGAAGCAGCUCCACAAGAGACCAGAGGCAUCCCCUCCAAGAAGCCAGUAGCCGACUAUUUCCUGUAAAACCCUCUGAGCAGACAGCCCUGACUUGUCAAACUCCGGUUCCCUCCUCCCCCUCCUCCUCCUCCUCCCCCACAGUCCUCCUGCAGGUCGGUUCUGUUAGCAGACCUCUCCCAGCAGCGAGGGAGAUAACCUGCCUGACCCCGUGAAGCUUCCUCUCUCACAGCUCCAGUUUGAAGUCUUCACCCGACUGCCCGAGCCUGACUGAUGAGUUGGUGAAAGGGUGYGGCUGAACCUGGGCCCACGACUGUUUCUCUUCAGCCGUUUGUCCACCUCCUCCUCUGUACAUAGAGCUCUCCUGUCCAGCUCCACUGUCACCACGUUUCUCUGAGCUUCUUUUUGCUUUGAUGACAAACUUYGUCGUGUAGUUUUAGAGGCACUCGGAAGAAGUAAGGAUUUAUGUUCAAGAAUAUGCAGGUUGAAGACAUUUUUACAUUUUUAUCAUUUAAGGAAUUCCUUCAGUGCAUAUGUUGUCUUUAAUUUAUGUAAAAUUGUUGCUGCCAGAGAAAACCCACGUUCCAUUUAUURUUAUUAUUAUUUUCUCUUAACCGUCAUCUGUUCCGUGUGCUGAAAUGUAAGCGCUGCUGCUCGGCACCGCCAAGAAUAAAACGCCAGAAAUGUAACAAUUCUCAAGAAAACUCAUUAUAUACAUCCCCCCCCCCCYUUAAUUCUUUUUAAUCUAAACAUCUCUAGUUCUGUCAAUUUUGAUAUUGUGAGAAUAAAGUUUUGUAUUGAUGCUGA
This is a messenger RNA of Austrofundulus limnaeus, 2003 nucleotides long. Its product is annotated as serine/threonine-protein phosphatase 4 catalytic subunit B. Gene Ontology annotation, molecular function: protein serine/threonine phosphatase activity. NCBI's taxonomy places the organism in Eukaryota, Metazoa, Chordata, Actinopteri, Cyprinodontiformes, Rivulidae. Bases 330 to 1265 code for a protein of 311 amino acids. The record is from RefSeq and is a predicted model, not a curated record. The transcript is spliced from 9 exons.